GGCCCGGCGGCUGCAGGCCCGGGCGGCUCGGCGGGGACGCGGGGCCGAGCUGCUGCACAUCUUCCACCUGCUGCCCGCCUUCCUGGUGAGGAUGAGCAGCGACGUCCUGGACACGGCGCUGAAGCUGCCGCACGUGAAGUACAUUGAGGAGGAUGCCUAUGUCUUUGCCCAGAGCAUUCCCUGGAAUCUGGGCAGGAUCGUGCGGCCACAGCCCAGCUCGGGCUCCUACAGCCCUCCCAAUAAAGGUGACCUGGCCGAGAUUUACCUGCUGGACAGCAGCGUGCAGAGCAGCCACCGGGAGAUCGAGGGCAGGGUGACUGUGACUGGCUUCGAGAGCAUCCCCGAGGAGGAUGGCACCCACUUCCACCGGCAGGCCGGCCAGUGUGACAGCCACGGGACACACGUGGCCGCGGUGCUGAGCGGGCGCGACGCCGGCGUGGCCAGGGGCGCCAACAUCCGCAGCCUCCGGGUGCUCAACUGCCAGGGCAAGGGCACCGUCAGCGGCACGCUCAUGGCCCUGGAGUCCAUCGGGAGGGCGCUGGGGGCUCGGCCGCGCGUGGUGCUGCUGCCGCUGGCCGGGGCGCUGAGCCCCGCGCUGAACGCGGGCUGCCGGCGGCUGGCACGGAGCGGGGCGGUCAUGGUGGCGGCUGCCGGCAACUACAGGGACGAUGCCUGCCUCUACUCGCCUGCGUCCGAGCCGGAGGUCAUCACGGUGGGUGCCAUCGACAGCCAGGACCAGCCUGCCUCCAUCGGCACCCUGGGCACCAACUUUGGCCGCUGCGUGGACCUGUUUGCCCCUGGGGACGACAUCGUCGGCGCCUCCAGCGAGUGCAGCACGUGUUUCACGGCGCGGAGCGGCACCUCGCAGGCGGCCGCGCAUGUGGCAGGCAUCGCGGCCGUGCUGCUCAGCGCCGAGCCCCGGCUGGGCCGGGCCGAGCUCCGCCAGCGCCUCCUGUGCUUCUCCAGCAAGGGCGGCCUGGACGCGGCCUGGAUCCCGCAGGAGCAGCGCCUGCAGACGCCCAACAGCGUGGCGGGGCUGCCCGCACGGCUGGCGGCAGAGGAGCAGCGGCUGCUCUGCCGCUCGGUGUGGUCGGCGAGCUCGGGGCUCUCCCGGCGCUCCAGGGCCGUGGCUCGCUGUGCCAGCACCGAGGAGAUGCUCAGCUGCUCCAGCUUCUCCCGCAGCGGCGGCCGGCUGGGAGAGCACAUGGAGGACAAGCACGGGCAGAGGCAGUGCGUGGCCCACAGCCGGGGCCAGGGCGUUUAUGCCAUCGCCAGGUGCUGCACAUGGCCCAGGGCUGGGUGCUGGAUCAAGGCCGGGUCCCCGGGGGCCGAGGGGGCCCAGUGCUCCCCAGGAGAACACGUGCUGACUGGGUGCAGUUUUCACUCCCCAUCCCUGGUGCUGGGUGCUGGGGGCAGGCCCGUGGAGGGGCUGGGGAGGGGGCCCAGCCGCUGUGCCAGCAGGACAGAGGUGGUGGCACACGCCCUGUGCUGCCCCAGGGCCAGCCUCGAGUGCCAGCUGAAGGAGCACACAGUCCUGGAACACGACGACAAGGUGACAGUGUCCUGUGAGGAUGGCUGGACGCUGACAGGCUGUAACACCCUGUCCCAGAGCCCCACGGGAGCCCACAUUGAGGACAAUUCCUGCGUGGCCACCGCUGGCCCUGGCAGCAGCUCGGCCAUGGCCGUGGCCAUCUGCUGCCGGAGCCGGCAGUAGGGACAGACUGAGCUGGGGGAGGCUUCUGGGGCACAGCAGGGAUGGAGGCCUUGCUGCACCCGUGUGGCCCUGGCUCGGUGCCUUCCCAGGGUUUCCAGAACAAUCCAUGCUCCGACAUGCAGCUGAUGACUGGACUCGUCUCACCCUCGCACACAGCGGGGUCAGGAUCCAGGGCCACCAUCCAGGGUGGCUCUGCAAGAGCUCUCCAGGCAUCCCCCAUGCAGCUGGAGCCCUCUCCCAUCACUGGAGUCAUCCCAGAGUCCUUUCCCUGCCAUGCACUGGCUCUUCCUAUAAACACCUUGACAGAACAAGCUGUGAUGUUGUCACCCAACACAGGAAAAAUCCACCACUUUUUAAAGAAAAAAUAUUGUGAGGAUCACUCCUUCCUUUCCUGCUUAGUUGCUCAUUAGUUGUCAGCUAAUGCUGCUUAGCACCUUGAAAAUCUUAGUUUAGCCAUUUUGGGGCAGUUUUAUAAUUGCCUAAUGGUAUUCCUAGGAGAUUUCUUUACUUUUGAGUCAAGUGUAAGGGCUUUAGUUUAAACAGCCUGCUUGGUUAAUUAGAUUUUUAUCUGCAUUGCUACAGUCAGCUACUGCUUCAUUAGUGCUUUUUUUGUUGUUGAGUCAAAGUUAAUGAUCUGCUGGUGUUAUGUGUUAACAGUUUCAGGUCUUCCCAAGACACAUAGGACUGUAGGAAGCAGCAAUUCCUUUAAAACAGCCCCAGAAUGAAGAAAAAUCUUUCAUAGCACCUUAGUUUUUACAUUUGUACCUUAAACAUUUACUUGGAGUUUUAUAAAGGAGCAUUUUAUAAAUGUCUUUUUAAAAUAAA
Molecule: messenger RNA, 2539 nt
Organism: Melospiza georgiana
Lineage: Eukaryota; Metazoa; Chordata; Aves; Passeriformes; Passerellidae
Gene: PCSK9
Product: proprotein convertase subtilisin/kexin type 9
Exons: 11
Coding region: 92-1714 (540 amino acids)
Biological process (GO): proteolysis
Molecular function (GO): serine-type endopeptidase activity
Source: RefSeq, a predicted model, not a curated record